Messenger RNA from Bufo gargarizans (Asiatic toad), 2851 nucleotides. RefSeq names its product SMAD family member 1 (gene SMAD1). Gene Ontology annotation, molecular function: RNA polymerase II cis-regulatory region sequence-specific DNA binding; I-SMAD binding; DNA-binding transcription factor activity, RNA polymerase II-specific. Lineage: Eukaryota; Metazoa; Chordata; Amphibia; Anura; Bufonidae. The transcript has 7 exons. The coding region runs from base 301 to 1698 and encodes 465 amino acids. Gene Ontology annotation, biological process: transforming growth factor beta receptor signaling pathway; anatomical structure morphogenesis; BMP signaling pathway. The record is from RefSeq and is a predicted model, not a curated record. Gene Ontology annotation, cellular component: heteromeric SMAD protein complex.
GUGUGUUGUGUAUUGGCAGUGGGGCGGCUCCGACUCCCUGACGCCAGUGAGACCAGAUCAAUCCAGGCAGCCGGGGAGAGAGGAGGAGGAGGGAGCCUCACAUCCCGGGCCGCUGGAGGCAUGCGAGCCGCUCUUCCUCGGUCCUCACCGACUACCUUGUAGGACACAGCAGAUGCUGCUUGUCUGGUGGGAAUUGCAGACUCUUACUCUGGAAACCGUCCUCUGGUUGAGAAGCAAUCUUAUUUUUAGAAAGUUGGACCACUCAGUGCUCUGAUACAUCUGUGACCUCUGCUUGUCACAAUGAAUGUGACCAGCUUAUUCUCCUUUACUAGCCCAGCAGUGAAGAGGCUGCUCGGCUGGAAACAGGGGGAUGAGGAAGAAAAAUGGGCGGAAAAAGCAGUAGAUGCAUUGGUAAAAAAGCUGAAGAAGAAAAAAGGAGCCAUGGAAGAAUUGGAGAAGGCUCUGAGUUGUCCUGGACAACCCAGUAACUGUGUCACCAUUCCCCGCUCGCUCGAUGGAAGGUUACAAGUAUCUCACCGAAAGGGGCUCCCGCAUGUCAUUUACUGUCGAGUAUGGCGCUGGCCUGAUUUGCAGAGCCAUCAUGAACUGAAACCUCUGGAAUGCUGCGAGUAUCCGUUUGGCUCUAAACAGAAAGAAGUCUGCAUAAAUCCUUACCACUACAAGAGGGUGGAGAGUCCUGUACUUCCUCCAGUCCUUGUUCCAAGACACAGCGAGUACAACCCGCAACACAGUCUCCUUGCUCAGUUUCGCACGAUGGAGCCCAGUGAGCCUCACAUGCCACACAAUGCCACGUUUCCAGAUUCUUUCCAACAGCCAAACAGCCACCCGUUUCCGCAUUCGCCCAACAGCAGCUACCCGAACUCUCCUGGCAGUAGCAGUACAUACCCUCACUCUCCGGCAAGCUCUGACCCUGGAAGUCCUUUUCAGAUCCCAGCGGACACCCCUCCUCCGGCUUACAUGCCUCCAGAAGAUCAGAUGACCCAGGAGAACUCUCAGCCAAUGGACACUAAUAACAUGAUGGUGCCUCCCAUCCCUCAAGAAAUAAACCGAGCAGAUGUUCAAGCUGUCGCAUAUGAGGAGCCAAAACACUGGUGUUCAAUUGUCUAUUAUGAGCUAAACAAUCGAGUUGGAGAAGCGUUCCAUGCCUCCUCCACAAGUGUGUUGGUGGAUGGCUUCACUGAUCCUUCAAACAACAGGAACAGAUUUUGUCUCGGCCUUUUGUCCAAUGUUAACCGCAACUCCACUAUUGAAAACACCAGGAGGCAUAUUGGGAAAGGUGUUCAUUUGUAUUAUGUCGGAGGUGAAGUGUACGCAGAGUGCCUGAGUGAUAGCAGCAUUUUUGUCCAGAGCCGGAAUUGUAACUAUCACCAUGGGUUCCACCCAACCACUGUCUGUAAAAUACCUAGUGGUUGCAGCCUGAAGAUAUUCAACAACCAGGAGUUUGCGCAGCUUUUGGCCCAGUCUGUGAACCAUGGCUUUGAGACCGUCUAUGAACUAACAAAGAUGUGCACUAUCCGGAUGAGUUUUGUCAAGGGCUGGGGUGCAGAAUAUCAUCGCCAGGACGUUACUAGCACCCCCUGCUGGAUUGAGAUUCACCUGCAUGGCCCGCUUCAGUGGCUGGAUAAAGUACUCACUCAGAUGGGCUCCCCCCAUAACCCCAUCUCCUCCGUCUCCUAAUUAGAACUGGACAUUUCUGGAUGAUAUGGAGCCGUGCAUGUACUUGAAGGAUGUUGAACACACAUACUGGCAAGAGAGAGGACUAUCUAUAUUUUUUGUCACUUUGGGAGCCUCAAAUACUUGAUGUUUGUGACCAACUCUUGACAUGAAAGGAAGAGGGUCCCUACUAUAUGUGGCAAAAUCUCAGCAGCUAAUUUUUAUUUUAUUUUUCUCUGUUCCCUCUUUGUAAUUUAGAGUUCACAGUAUAACGGUGUAAUUUAAAACCAUGCUGUGUAAAGUAUUAACGAAGGCAGACUUGUUCUAGGUUUAAUGGGAAUAUUACAGUGAACAAUGCCAUUUGGUUCUGUUUUUUUCCCCCCAGUAACUUUACAUGAAAAACUUGUGGCACUACUUAAUUUGUGUACUGGCCAUACUGCCAUCAGAAUGUCAGAUGUUAGUUCCUUACUGUUUGUACAGUGUUUUAUAUGAACAGAUCCCCCCCCCCCCCCUCGCUAAGAGUAAAGAAUAGUUUAGGGUGGACUAAGUGAAUUUUUCUUUUGCUUUAACAGUUUGAGGAGGUUCACUAGGACAGUAUAUUAAAUGUGAGCAGUGCUUUGAUGGCAUAGUUUUUCCAUCGGCUGUGUAUGUAAUGCACAUCUUUCUCAUUACGGUAUGCCGUUGGCUGUGUACCUCUCAGCAGCUGUAUGAAUGGAGUGUUCUCUGCAGCACCAGCCUUGGUUCUCUGCAACUUUUCAUAAUCUCCUAGCUAAUGCGCUUCACUCUCUAUUGGAGGGGACUUGCAAUAUUGAAGAUGACCCCUCUUUUAUCUUAACACUACUGCUGUGUAAUAGAUCUCGGCUUUGACUGCUAGUAUAUUGGGGAAACAUUGUUUUCUAGAGAAUACAAUCCUGCACCUCCUCUAGUGCCUGAUGGCCUGAACAAACACUUCUCGCCGAGUGUUCAAAUUGGAUUAGAUUUCAAUAUCCAAGGUUUACUCUCUUGCAGACUUCUUCUUUUUUUCCCUUUUUUAUGAUGUUACUUUUUGUACUAUUUUUGUUUUCUUUUAUAUUCACAGUUAAGCUGUAGUACUUAUUUAAAGUACUUUUAUUCCAAAUCUAGUAGAUAUUGUCUACUAGAAGUUUAAAUAAAUGGUCAUUAUUGCUUACCUGUAAAA